UUGCUUCAUCAUCUACCUGUAGACUAGACUCAGUCGCCCGUGGUUGUUCGGAAUUACCCCCUCACCUGGACUUACUGCCGGACAUCCUUACUUAGCCUACCUGGGGGAGAAACGGAGGCUGAAGAAGCUUUGUCAGCCAACUUCAUCAUGCGUAGAGAGCGUACCAUCCCUAGGAGGCCUUGCUCUCAGACGUAUAAAGAGGAGAUCCAGAGCUCAUCGCUGUUCACAAGUCCUCGUCACACAACCCCAACACGCUUCACUCAGUUGACACCAUGUCCGAUGAGCCACAAUCCGUCACUGCUGAGGUAUUUUAUUUCACGCCCCCAGAGGACGGCUCGAAGCCGUACACCGACCUCAAUGCGGACCCCCGCAACAACUGGAACCCCGAGCCGCACUCUGUCGAGGUCGAGAACCUCCGCAGCAAGGAAGGCUCGGUGACGCUCGACACAGCGGGCUUCCAGUGCGGCCGCGGAGCCGCCGCACACAAGACAUUCACGAGCGACGCUGAGAUCAAGGCGGAGUAUUACCCCGAGAGCAUCGAGCUCAUGAAGAAGAUCACCGGUGCGAGCCGUGCCGUUGUCUUCGAUCACAGGAUCCGGCGCCGCCGCCCAGGCGAGACUGGGCCCACUACGCCGGAAGCGUUAGCCUGUCCCGCAGGUGCACGUCGACCAGACGAAGGCCUCCGCCAUGGCGCGCGUGCACCGACACCUCCCGCCGGCGGAGGCCCCCGCGUUCCUCCAGCGCCGGUUACAGAUCAUCAACCUCUGGCGGCCCAUCUCCACCCGGCGUACGACUGGCUGCUCGCGCUAUGCGACUACCAGAGCGUGGACCGCAAGACGGACCUUGUGCCCACGGACCUGAUCACCGUGGACAGGAAGGGCGAGACGGACAGUGUGAGGUUCAACCCGAGCCACCAGUGGAAGUAUCUGCGGGGCCUGACGCCGGAGGAGUUCAUCUUGAUCAAAUGCUUUGACUCGAAGACGGAGGACAAUACCGCGACCAUGACACCCCACACUGCGUUUCAUGAUCCGAGCACGCCCAAGGACGCCCUGCCCAGGAAGUCGAUCGAGCUCCGUAUGCUCGUGUUCUAUGACUAGCCUGGUUGGUUGGGCAUAUGAAGGCUCUGUUGUAUUAAUACAUGUA
Rhodofomes roseus is the source of this 1143-nucleotide messenger RNA. RefSeq lists its product as uncharacterized. The record is from RefSeq and is a predicted model, not a curated record. Gene Ontology annotation, molecular function: oxidoreductase activity. Lineage: Eukaryota; Fungi; Basidiomycota; Agaricomycetes; Polyporales; Fomitopsidaceae. The transcript is spliced from 3 exons. The coding region runs from base 273 to 1097 and encodes 274 amino acids.